AUGAAAUCUUCUUAUGCUUCUCUUAAAGAUCUACUACCUUUGAUGUAAAAUAAACAUUCAAAAAUAAAAAUAAAACUUUAAGCGAGUUAAAAUUAUGAAGAAUCUUGUACAUGCAAUUAAAUGAGUUGUUUAAUAUGCUCUCGAAAAAGAUCAUCAUCAAUGAUUUCUUUAAAACCAUUAAAACACUCAGUAUUAAUGGAGCAAGGAAAAAUAGAAAAAUAAGGUAUAGCUUAACUUUAAAGUCUGAUAUCCAGAAAAUUAUCAAAAUAAGCAUCAAAUUAAUUGUUGUAGUAAACAUAUUAUGGUGGGAAACAAAAUUAUGAGUUAAAAGAUUCAUCUACUAACUCAUCUACAUGGUUAUUGUCGAAAUCUCAUUCUAGAAAAAUAUCAUUAGAUAAUUAUUCUUAAAAAGAAGCUAUUUAACUUAAAACAUCAUAAUAAUAAAUAAGUACUAUAAGUAGGUUGGCAUUUCGAUUUAUUUAUGUGAUUGGAAAGGGAGGCUUUGGUAAGGUGUGGAGAGUUGAAAUGAAAUAAACAAAAAAAGAGUUUGCAUUAAAAGAAAUGAUUAAGGCAAAGUAUAUUUACUAAUAUCUUAGAAUUAUUUCUAAAAGAUCAGUCAAUUCAGUGAUGAAUGAAAAGUUUUUAUUGGAACAUCUUCGUCAUCCAUUUAUUGUUAAUAUGCAUUUUGCAUUUUAAGAUAAAGAAAAUCUAUAUCUCGUGUUGGAUUUAUUAAGAGGUGGAGAUUUAAGAUUUCAUAUUGGUAAAUUGAAAAGAUUUACUGAAGAUCAAGCAAGUAUCAAAUUAAUAUAAUAAGAAUUUUUCGCUUGUUGUAUGCUACUUGCAUUGCAGUAUUUGCAUUCGAAUGGUAUCAUUCAUCGAGAUCUCAAACCAGAAAAUUUAGUUUUCGAUAAAGAUGGUUUUUUACAUUUAACAGAUUUGGGAGUAGCUAGAUUAGAUAAAGAUAGUAUUGCAAAUGAUACAUCUGGAACACCAGGGUAUAUGGCACCAGAGGUUAUGUGCAGAAUGGAGCAUUCCUAUCCUGUUGAUUAUUAUGCAUUAGGAGUUAUUCUAUAUGAAAUUUUAAUUGGUAAAAGGCCCUAUAAUGGAAAAAAUAGAUAAGAAAUAAGAGAACAAAUACUAGCCAAAUAAGUAUCAAUAAAAGAAGGAACUUCUAAUAUUAGUAGCAAAGCUAUUGAUUUUAUUAAUAGGGUAUCAUAUUAUAAAAUUUAGUUACUUAUUCGUAAACCAUAAUAAAGAUUAGGUUUUGGUGGAAUUGAAGAAAUAAUCCAUCAUUCUUGGUUGAAAGGAGUUUAAUGGGCUAAAUUGCUAAAUAAAGAAAUGAAAUCUUUAUACAUACCAGGAGUAACAUAUAUUUCUUAAUAAAAAGAGUAUUGAUGGUAAUAGUGAUUUUUAAAAUCAGAUAUCAGCAGAUAGUGAAAUAGAAGAAGAUUGUCAAAGUUUAUUAAGAAGAAAAAGUGUUUAAAGUUUAUUCGAUGGGUAUAAGUUUUAAUGA
Messenger RNA from Paramecium pentaurelia, 1513 nucleotides. Lineage: Eukaryota; Ciliophora; Oligohymenophorea; Peniculida; Parameciidae. The record is from the annotation of a GenBank genome assembly.